Messenger RNA from Scleropages formosus (Asian bonytongue), 1240 nucleotides. Its product is annotated as eukaryotic translation initiation factor 3 subunit M-like. The transcript is spliced from 11 exons. The record is from RefSeq and is a predicted model, not a curated record. Gene Ontology annotation, biological process: cytoplasmic translational initiation. Gene Ontology annotation, cellular component: eukaryotic translation initiation factor 3 complex; cytoplasm. Lineage: Eukaryota; Metazoa; Chordata; Actinopteri; Osteoglossiformes; Osteoglossidae. The coding region runs from base 62 to 1186 and encodes 374 amino acids. Gene Ontology annotation, molecular function: translation initiation factor activity.
CCGGUCCCCUUCUCUUCCGGUAGGCAUUGUGUCACGUUUGGAGAUACGAAGCAGUGAAAAGAUGAGCGUUCCAGCUUUUAUCGACAUAACGGAGGAAGACCAGGCCUCGGAGCUGAGGGCAUACAUCAAAGGGAAGGGAGCGGAGAUCUCCGAGGAGAACUCUCCGGAGGGCCUCCACAUGGACCUGACUCAGAUCAUCGAUGCCUGUGACGUGUGUCUCCAGGACGACGACAAAGAUGCGGAGAGUGUGAUGAACAGCAUCGUGUCCCUGCUGCUCAUCCUAGAGACAGAGAAGCAGGAGGCCCUCGUCCAGAGGCUGUGUGAGAAACUGGUCCAGUUCCGUGAGGGGGAGCGGCCCUCGCUGAGGAUGCAGCUACUGAGCAACCUGUUCCACGGCAUGGAUGAGAACAGCCCAGCAAGGUACACGGUGUACUGCAGCCUCAUCAAAGUGGCGUCCGCCUGCAACGCCAUCGCCUUCAUUCCCACAGACCUGGACCAGGUGAGGAGGUGGAUCGUUGACUGGGAUCUGGACACGGAGAAGAAGCACACGCUGCUGAGGCUGCUCUAUGAGGCGCUAGUGGACUGCAAGAAGAGCGAGACGGCAGCCAAAGUGAUGGUGGAGCUCCUGGGCAGCUACACGGAGGACAACGCAUCGCAGGCACGGCUCGACGCACACAGGUGCAUUGUCAAUGCUUUGAAGGACCCAACCACAUUCCUAUUUGACCACCUUUUGGCACUGAAGCCUGUCCGCUUCCUUGAAGGCGAGCUCAUCCAUGACCUCUUAACCAUCUUUGUGAGUGGAAAGCUCUCAGCCUACGUGAAGUUCUACCAGAGCAACAAGGACUUUGUUGAUUCUCUUGGGCUGCUGCAUGAGCAGAACACAGUGAAGAUGAGGCUGCUUACUUUCCUGAGUAUGGCAGUGGAACUCCAGGAGAUCUCCUUUGACACCAUGGAGCAGGAGCUGCAGAUUGGCGCCGAGGAGGUUGAGGCCUUCGUCAUUGAAGCUGUACGAACCAAGAUGGUUCACUCUAAGAUCGACCAGACGCAGCGGAAGGUUGUCGUGAGUUACAGCACUUACCGCACCUUUGGGAGGCCACAGUGGCAGCAGCUCCAUGAGAACCUCACUUCCUGGAAGCAGAAGCUUUCCUCGGUGAAGACAAGCCUGCAAACACUGACGACCACGUAGCAUCACUUCUCUCUGCCUUUUCUGGUCAUCUAAUAAACACUCAUGUUCCAAUCA